Meloidogyne enterolobii is the source of this 411-nucleotide messenger RNA. NCBI's taxonomy places the organism in Eukaryota, Metazoa, Nematoda, Chromadorea, Rhabditida, Meloidogynidae. The record is from the annotation of a GenBank genome assembly.
AUGUUUGUGAUUAGUUUAGUUUGGUUAGUCUCAGUUAUUGCCAAUGUUUUUAUGCUUUUUAUGUAUGAAGAACGAAGUUAUAAUUUUAAUGGGCUUAAUUGUGCCCCAAAAUUUGAACCUAUUGUUCAUUUUGGAUAUCAAAUUUACAUGACUAUAGCCCUUUUAAUUGUUCCCCUUGUUGCUAUGACUGUUUUAUAUGGGAAUGUAAUAUAUACACUUAGUUCGGGUAUAAGGAUGGAUAUUGCUGCAAUUUCGGGUACAGAAAGUAGUAGUAAUGCAACUCCUUUAAUGAAUUCUAAUGAUUCUUGUUUAGAAAAACGAAAGAAUUUUCGUAAUGGUGUAAUUAAUAAUUUUACAAUAAAUAGAGAAAAUGUAAAAAGGGGAAGGCUAGUUAAUUUAUUUUUAAUUUAA